Molecule: messenger RNA, 114 nt
Organism: Angiostrongylus costaricensis
Lineage: Eukaryota; Metazoa; Nematoda; Chromadorea; Rhabditida; Metastrongylidae
Source: the annotation of a GenBank genome assembly
AUGUACCAGUUUUACCUAAUUCGUUCCCAGACGUCGCCAGUAUACGCUCCAAAUGUGCGCAGAUUUCCGAGCCCAACCGUGACGUUGCCUUGGAGAAACCUCUUCGCUUCGUAG